UGGCUUUGUUCGUCCACCGCUCACUCUGCAACAGAACCCUCCAUCUCCGCUUACUCUCCUAAGCUGCUCUCGCCCUCGACCAAUCAUCUUCACCAUCACCUUCCUCCCCCUCUCCAUUUACCUACCUCGAAGCUUUCCCCAAGACCGACCCCAAAUACGCCGAGACUAUACUCAUCGUCCCACGCCCCAUCUCCAGAAAAAAACAUCUUCUCCAAAGAAAGAAAAGUGGGUCGAGUCCCCAGCAUCGUUUUCGAGAAAGAAGAUGGGCAGCAUGGAGGCAACAAGAGGCUCAUUUCUGUUCAGACCAAUCAGAUCAGAAAACUGGUAAAGCAUCUGGGCGAGUCCUUUUUUCUUUAUAGGCUUUUUGAUCUUGAGGUUCGAUCAGAUUUUGGGUCCGGUGAAUUGAUUGAAAAAGUCCGGGUUCUCCCUAGGAAGCUUCAUUUGCAUGCGGGGACUGAUGCACCUCUUAAUGUAACCUUCAUAAGGGCACAUUCCAAUGCUUUGUUGAAGGUGGAUAUUCCUCUUGUGUUUAGAGGAGAAGAUGUAUGCCCUGGACUAAGGAAAGGUUUGUACUUGAAUACUAUCAAGAGGACCGUUAAGUUCCUGUGUCCAGCGGAUAUAUACCUCCAUAUAUUGAUGUUGAUUUAAGUGAGUUGGAUGGCGAUUAGAAGAUGGUAAUGGGAGACCUCAAGAUUCAUCAUACUCUAAAGCUUAUUCAGUCAAAAGAUGAGCCUAUUUGUAAGAUUAUGGGAGCUAGAGUUUCCGACCAAC
Molecule: messenger RNA, 771 nt
Organism: Hibiscus syriacus
Lineage: Eukaryota; Viridiplantae; Streptophyta; Magnoliopsida; Malvales; Malvaceae
Product: 50S ribosomal protein L25-like
Exons: 3
Biological process (GO): translation
Cellular component (GO): cytosolic large ribosomal subunit; ribosome
Molecular function (GO): 5S rRNA binding; structural constituent of ribosome
Source: RefSeq, a predicted model, not a curated record